This is a messenger RNA of Malaya genurostris, 1532 nucleotides long. RefSeq lists its product as uncharacterized. The coding region runs from base 143 to 1201 and encodes 352 amino acids. Lineage: Eukaryota; Metazoa; Arthropoda; Insecta; Diptera; Culicidae. The record is from RefSeq and is a predicted model, not a curated record. The transcript is spliced from 2 exons.
CGAAUGCAGCUCUGCUGCAACGGUGCGUCCAGGCAGUCUCGCAGUCCGUCCUUAACGGUCGAACGGUUCGCGCUAGAUUUCGAGCAGAUUUUCUUUUGCCGGUGUUCGCCGUUGUUAGGAAGAAGCAAAAAACGAAAAGAACAUGGUACGGGUGGUUACGAGCCACGUUCUGUGGUCUGUUGGAAUCCUGCUACUGGUCAGUGGAUUUGUCUGUGUACGUUGUGAAAUGGAAAAAUCGUGGAAAGUGAAAAGCAGUCCGAGCAGUAGCGCUGAUGAAAAUAUUUUGACAAGUGGCCCGAUACAGUCGAAAUUGGAUGAUGAAUCGGUCAGACUGGAUGAAGAAGUACAACCGAACGAAGAAGACAGUAAACAAAAUCUAAUAGAAUCAGAAGCAGAUAAUGUGGAACAUGAAUUAUCCACGGCUUCAACGACUACUGCUCGAACGACCAGUGGUCAACAAAAGCCAAGGCUACGAAGUACGUACGUGGGUGAUAAAAUUCCAUCGAUUUUACAUUUGGUUCGAGAAAGUGCCAAGGCAGCUCCCUUUAUUGAAGAUCACGAACCGGACAUUCAAAUUGAUGAUUUCUCUGCAGACGAGGCUGAUGAGGAAGAGGUCGAUUCUCGGUUAGAUGAAGGUUCCUCAACGAAUGAGUCAAAUAAGGAAAGUUAUUCCGAAGGUAUCGAAAUGAUUGAAAAUAUUUUGGAGGAAGUGAAAAGCAUUUCCGAUGGUGAAAAGCCGUCGGAGAAGGAAGAACAGCCGAAUGUGGCAAAUCCGGAGGAAACUAAAGAAUACGAUUUUGGCCCAGUACUCAACAUGACCAUCGAUGAGCCGAACAAUAUCGUCAACGUUAAGCUGAACGGAAAAGUUAUCAAAGAGAUAUUCACGGGUCGUGGAAGUGGUUUCGGAGCAGGCUCGAAGAAGAUCUGGAAGUACGCCAUGCCUCUGUUCGUUCUACCGUUUCUGAUUCAGUCGGCCAUCAUACCGUUUAUGCUGACGACGGUGAAGUUGUUUCUGCUGAAAUCGUUCCUAGCGGGAAAGCUGGCCAUCUUCCUACUGAUCCUGGGGGCAUUCAAAAACUUUACCCAUAAGAAGGAAAAGGAACUGUACGUGAAAGAUCUGCCCGAACGACGGUACGAACCGUACAGCGGAGAGUGGCCAUAUCCGUACCACUCGGAUGGCCUGGCCGGUCGGGUCAACUGAGCGCAUUGUACUGGGGGAUGUGCUGGUGGUGGUAUUGAAGGGCUACAGCGGGUGUCAUACUGAUGCUGGCAGGACGAUCCAAAUACAUUUCGUUUUAAGAAUUUGAUGUUUGUUGUAGUUGUAAGUAACUUAUUUAAUUAUUUAUUGUGUGAAUGCUAUUGAAAUGUUAUUAAAUUGUGAAUUUAGUCGUAACAGCAGAGGGGUGUACUAUUAUGUUAAAAAAUCCAACUAUAUCGAAUAAAGAUAUUGACUCAUUUCUACCGAUCGACAUGGUGUUGCCAACCCAAUUGUACGAAAUCUUAAUCAGUUAAUUACACAGAGUAAAAACUAA